This is a messenger RNA of Aspergillus calidoustus, 1656 nucleotides long. The record is from the annotation of a GenBank genome assembly. NCBI's taxonomy places the organism in Eukaryota, Fungi, Ascomycota, Eurotiomycetes, Eurotiales, Aspergillaceae.
AUGGGAUUAUUGAGCCGACUUCGCCAGCGGUCCAAAAGCCAGAGCCGUGCGGGGAACGGGGCCAGUAGUUACGACCACCUCCGCACCCGCGACGAGCUGCCUCCCCUGCCCUCUUACGCCAAAGACCUCACCAAACACCUGCCCAACCCCGUCCUCGCCCGAAUCUUCGCCUUUGUCUGUCCCCAUGCCGCCGACAGCUCCUACGACUCCUCCGAGGAGUCCAUGACCGAGGAUGGGUGCAUGCUCUGUGACAUGCGCGAUCUGGCGCACUGCACUCUGGUCUCCAAGCGCUGGUACCCUGUCGCUCGCUCAUUACUAUACUCACACGUCCGCAUUGACGCCGUCCACUACUGCGAACUCGAAGAGGAACUCGCCGCCAGACGCAAGCGCCGCUCAUUCUUGAACCGCAAUGCCGACCCCAUCGACGCCCCGCAGGUCCGCCUCUCUCUCUUCAUGCGAUCAGUUCGACUGUCGCGAGAGGCCGGCAACCUUGUCCUCUCCCUCCGCAUGCCAUACAUGACCCGCGAAGCAAACAAAGCCGAGAUUGCGCGCACCAUCUCCGUCCUCCCGAACCUGCGCUAUGUUGACCUUCCUUCUGGGAUCUACAGCGACGACCCCUCCUGCAUGACCCUGAAACAAGAGCUCAUGGCGCGCUGCCCGGACCUACGCCGCAUGAAAUACUGCGCCGGUGCAGAGGGGUCCUUCGCACAACUCCCCGACUCGAACCUCUGGACAAACCUCGAGAUCCUCGAGCUCUAUAACCUCCAACUCGAACCCGCAACCCUGCGCCUCUCCCUCUCAUCCUUCCCGCGCCUCCGCGACCUAACAAUUGACAAUGCUCCCCUCCUCGACGACUCAAUCUUCACCCCGAACCAAAUCCUACCCCCGUUCCCCGCAGUCCAGCGCCUCACCCUCCGCAACACACCCAACAUCACAACAAGCGGCCUAACAUCCCUCCUCUCGCACCCCCUCCCCGCCAAAAACCUUCUCCAGUUAACCCUAACAAACACUGGAAUCCCGCCGCCAACCCUACACAAAAUCCUCACCCUCGCAACCUCCCUCCUCAGCCUACAAAUAACCCAAGAAGUAACCCGCUCCUUCCCGCCCGAAAAAACCCCGCCACUCUCCUCACCAACCCUCCGCCUCCUCCACUACGAAAUUACCUCCACACCGGGCUCCUACGGCGUCGUCCCCAAAGCAGCCUCUUAUUACACAUACCUUAUCUCAACCCUCAUGUCCAACUCCCUCCCCUCCCUACAGGACCUCUACGUCCGCGACGCCGAUUUUCCCGAAGCCCUACUCAUCGCACCACCACCCCGCCUCUUCGGUGGCGGCGAAUCAGGUCCACAGUUCAUGGGCGGGGGUCUUGCGCGCCCGUUAAAUGUCUACAGUAAGGGUCUCGACGAGCUAGAGUGGAACUUCACGCCCUAUGAGCCGCUUGGGAGUAUGACGCGGGGCCGAAGGGAUAGCGUGACGAGGCCAGUGAGCUUUCAUGAUGCGUCGCUGGGGAGGAGCUGGGGUGGGGAUGCGAGGAAGAGUGUGCUUGUGGGAAAUGGGUUUGGGGGGUUCCUGGCUGUGCCAGCUGAUGAUGGGAACGCGAGGCCGAGGAGUAGUGGGGGGUGGAGGAGGGAUAGUCGCGGGGAUUUGUGGCGCUAG